CGCAGCUAGUGUAAACAGUGCGCAAUAAAAAUACUCGUUUUAUGAUAAGUGAAAUAGCGAAAGUAAAGGAAAUACUGUAGCUAUGCAUGUGCUAGUGUAAUUAAGUAGGAAUAAAUACAAAUAAAACGUUGAAAACCCAAUUUAUCAAUUAUUAGUUUAGCGUUCCACCUGAAUGUUCUAGACGCGAUGUUUAAGAAUAGCAUCAAUUUAUUCUUUAUGCUCACACUAAUCCAACUGACAGCUGCAAUUGACUCUGCGCACCCAAACACAGUGAAAGCAGCGUCAAUUGCCCAGCAAAAUUUACACAGAACAUUCCAAAGCACAUCGCUCUUAUAUGGCUUAUCAACUCUAAGUGAUGAGAAUUUCAUCGAACAGCGCUGUCACGCCCACUUGCAGCUAUUCCAGCAGGGUGUAAUGGAUAAAUUGCCAUGGGCUUUGAAAAUGUUCGACGCUUCAGCCAGUAUCGAGCCAGGUUUCACAUUCGGUAACAAUUUCUGGUUGGGCAAUCGUGAGGUUUGCGGCGCGGUAGGGCAGCCUACGAAUAUGCAAAUUUCCGCGCAUCUAUCACAUCAUAUGAAUGCCGAGCUACUAACCUCAGUGGCGCCCUUCGCAACCGACUUUCGUGUCGUUUAUUUGCGACAUAAUUCUAGCUGGCAGGUGGAUCCACUUGUGCUUGUUUUUGCCAGUCGCGUACAUGUGGCUCUCUGUUUGCCGAGUGCUUGCUCUGAGCGUGAAAUUCGGCGUCUUACAAAUGCCUACUUGGCGACCGAUCUUUUUGCAGCUAAUGAGCUGUACGAUAUGCAUUUGCAAUAUGAAUAUACGAAGGAUUUGAAGCUGAAAGCGGCGACUUUCAUGAGAGCCUCCUUAUAUCUCUGCUGUAUUUUUAUACUAACAACAAUUGGCCUUACGGUAGUUGCCAUGUCAAGCAAGAAAUUGCAGGAUAUAGAAAUACUUAAAGAAAAGGUGACGAAAGUGGCUACUGGCGAGGAAAAUGGCACUAAGGCUCCACACUCCGAUUCCCAACAAGCACUACAACAAGUAGUGCCGGCAGUAGACCUUAUCGCUUGCUAUGACAUCCAAGCAAAUUGGCGGCACAUUUUCACUCCCACCAAAGCGGGUCAAACAUUUGCCGCCUUGAACGGCUUGCGUUUUGGUAGCGCCUUAUGCGUCACCUUUUACCAUUACUUGAUGUUCCUCUUCAAUGGUACAAGAAACAAGUUGACGCUUUUCAGUUAUCAAGUACAUAUAGGAAAUGUGGAUAUAUUUGUUGAUAUCUUUUUUACGAUCAGCGGUUUCUUGCAAGCCUACAACCAUUUCCGGAAUGUCAAGUUAUUGCAGAUUAUACGUCAAAAUAAUUUGACACAAAAUUUAAAGUUAAUUGGAAUGUAUUUAUUUCACCGCUACUUGAGAUUAGCUCCAAUGUACUUGCUGGUCAUCGGCUUAUCAGACUUCGGCGCGCAACUCAUGGAUGACAUAUCGCUAUUUCAUAACGCACAUAAGGUACAUGUAAAUUGCGAAAGACACUGGUGGAGAAAUGUGUUGUUCAUACAAAAUUUCUUCAAUCACAAUGAUAUGUGUGUACUCUGGACGUGGUCACUGGCAUGCGACAUGCAAUUUUCUGUGUUGGCAACUGUGCUGCUCUUCACAUAUAUCAAACAUCCCGGCCACACAAAAAUCUGUCUCGUUGUGCUCGUCAUUGCAAAUAUUCUGUACACCUACACCAACGGCCUCAAACUGAACUUCGAUCACUCGCUCGAAUCCACUUUUGCACUUCUAACUGAAAUCUAUAUCAAUCCUUUUUCGCGUAUUUUGGCUUACAUUUCUGGCGGCAUCGCUGGUUGGUUCUAUGUAGAGCAGCGGCAGCUACCGUUUACCUUAAGUAAAAACACAAAACAAUUCUUUGGCUAUUUGGUGCCUCUUAUAUUUUUCGGCUGCAUCUUUAAGCCUCCCUAUCACAAUCUUUCCCCUUUCAAUUCGACCCUUAUAUUACUCUUGGAGCGAUUUUGCUUUUCUAUGGUCAGCAGUGUUUUGAUUCUAGCAAAUGCGAAAGGUCAUAUGCGUUGGUUUUUCCGCAUCUUCGAGUCGUUUGUGUUCCAGAAAUUUAAUAAAGUUGCCUAUGCGAUGUUCCUGUUGAAUCCAAUGUUGGCGUUUGGGCUUCCGGGAUUUAGUCAAUCGAAUCUGUAUGCCAAUCCAUUGAAUAUGUUGGCCGAAUUUAUCGGACUUUUGGUCGUUUUAUUACUAUUUUCAAUACUCUUCACUUUACUCUUCGAUAUACCCUAUCAAAAUUUAUCAAGACUGCUGGUCAACUACCAAAGCAAGCGAAAACUUGGCUAACUAAUAUAAUACAUCCAUAGGCAAAUGAGUUUUUUUUAAUUUGUGGCAAUGGGUUUCUCACUGCACUAGAAUUAAAUUUUAUAUUUAUAGUCGUUUCUGGGAAACGUUAAAUAGUUUUGUAUGUACAUGUUAUAUAUAA
Molecule: messenger RNA, 2473 nt
Organism: Anastrepha obliqua
Lineage: Eukaryota; Metazoa; Arthropoda; Insecta; Diptera; Tephritidae
Product: nose resistant to fluoxetine protein 6-like
Exons: 6
Coding region: 187-2334 (715 amino acids)
Molecular function (GO): acyltransferase activity, transferring groups other than amino-acyl groups
Source: RefSeq, a predicted model, not a curated record